AUGUUCGUGUGGCUUUCCAGUCACCAGCCUAUUUUUGGAGCAAUUAUAGAAAUCCAUAUCAAAGAUCUAAAUUUGAGCCUUCUUAUUUCUACUAUCUGUCCUGGUUGGAGUUUUACCUCAAAUCACUUAUCUGAUGAUGAUGGUCGCAUAAUCAUUGUGUGGAGACCUCCUGCUUCUGUCCGUGUCCUGCACCAAACGAGCCAAAUUAUUACCUGUGAAGUGCAUCUACCGAGUGCCAAUCCGUUCAUCUACACGGCGGUUUAUGCAUCUAAUACGAACUCUGAGAGAACUGACCUUUGGCCUUCACCAAACUCUCUCUCUCUUCACUCAAGUUCGUGGAUGAUUGGAGGAGAUUUUAACCAAGUCAUUCAUCAUGCUGAACACUCAAACCCAGAUGUGAAUAACCAUACUGCUGACAUGAUCGCCUUCAGAGACUGUCUUUCUCAAAUGAGCAUGUUCGACUUACGGUUUCAUGGACCGCUUUUCACUUGGUCUAAUCGUCAACCCGCCUCCCCUCUUGACCGGUUACUUGUGAACAGUCAUCUGAUCUCCCAAUUCCCCCACAGCUUAGCCUCGUUCUUACCUCAGCUAAUUUCUGACCAUAGUCCUUGCCUUAUAGACCUUGCCCAUAACCUCCCUAAAGCUGGAACCCGCCCAUUUAAAUUCUUCAACUAUCUCACAAAGCACCAAAACUUCAUCAGUGUGGUGCAAGAGGCUUGGAUUCAGGCCGGAAGCUUUGGUUCGAAUCUCACAUUCCUGUGUUGGAAGCAAAAGAUCAUCAAAAGAGUAUUGAAAGAGCUAAAUAGGGACAAUUUUUCUCAAAUACAAAGGAGAGUUAGUGAGGCUUACAGUUUGUUACAAAAUGUGCAGUCAAUCUUGGGCCCAGAAGUGCAAUCCUCCCCCUCUAUCUCUUCGCCUAUUUUCCUAUGGACGGGAGACAUUGAGGGACAUCACUCGGCAAGAGUGUCAUGGGCAAUUGUUACUAAACCAAGAAACAAAGGUGGAUUAGGUAUUAGAGAUCUUACAGUUUGGAACCGGGCUUGCUGUCUUAAACUAAUCUGGCUAAUCUUCUUUCAAUCUGGAUCGGUGUGGGUGGCUUGGUAUCGGCAGGAAGUUCUUAAUGGAUCGCUGAAUAACUUCUGGACAAUGAAACCGCACAGAAAUCACUCUUGGCUCGCCAAUAAACUGCUAAAGAUCAGAAAUGAUAUUUACCCUUGGAUUAAACUGAGGAUAGGUAACGGCCGGCGAUGCUCUUUUUGGACAGACAACUGGACGCUGUAUGGAAGACUAGAAGACUUUCUCCGUGGGAAUCGUAAUUACCGCUUGGGACUGAGAGACAAGACUCUUCUUUCGUCUUUGUUUGUUCAAGGUCGCUGGUCUCUCCCUCCUGCAAGAUCAGAGAAUCAGGUUAGCCUGCAAGCUUAUCUCACGACUAUAAUCCUAACGGAGGAAAACGACUACUAUGAAUGGGAAAUUGAUGAUAAAGUCAGCUAUCGAUACAAAACUGGGGUGGUUUAUGAAAAGUUAAUGGAGCUGUCAGAUGUGCAGGAUGUACCUUGGGGACAAAUAAUCUGGAAUAGAGGAGGAAUCCCUAAACACAACUUCUUAUCUUGGAUUUUCCUUUUAGAUCGGUGCCCAACGAAGGAUCGUAUUAUCUCUUGGGGCAUCUUGGUCGAUCCAAUUUGUCUUCUGUGUAAUGCAGAAACUGAAAGUCGGGAUCACUUGAUGUUCGACUGUGCUUAUAGCUGGUCAAUUUGGGAGAUGGUGGCGAGGAGAUGUAAUCUUCAUGCGAUGCGCUUAUGGUCAGACUCUGUCCUGCAACUGCAGUCUCUGACGGUAGGGAAUUUGAUGAAGCGCCUUACAAUACUGGGAUGGCAAGCUUCAAUUUACUGGAUAUGGGAUGAGCAAAAUGGGAGACUUCACAGCAACAACUUCAGACCGGUGGAAUUAAUCUUCAAGAUGAUUGAACAACAGAUCAAAAACAGAAUCUCAAGCUAUCGAGACUGCAACCCUUCUUUGUCUUCACAGCUACUCCAACAAUGGCUAUCAACCGAACCUCCUCAAUAG
Molecule: messenger RNA, 2067 nt
Organism: Thlaspi arvense
Lineage: Eukaryota; Viridiplantae; Streptophyta; Magnoliopsida; Brassicales; Brassicaceae
Source: the annotation of a GenBank genome assembly